Molecule: messenger RNA, 3822 nt
Organism: Gracilinanus agilis (Agile Gracile Mouse Opossum)
Lineage: Eukaryota; Metazoa; Chordata; Mammalia; Didelphimorphia; Didelphidae
Gene: ATP2B4
Product: ATPase plasma membrane Ca2+ transporting 4
Biological process (GO): calcium ion transmembrane transport; regulation of cytosolic calcium ion concentration
Cellular component (GO): membrane; intracellular membrane-bounded organelle
Molecular function (GO): ATP hydrolysis activity; ATP binding; PDZ domain binding
Source: RefSeq, a predicted model, not a curated record
AUGAACAUCAGGAGAGAUUAUCUCUUCAGCUCACUAGAGCUUCUGAAAAAUCAUCAGUUGUAUGACCUGCUUACGACUACCCUCAUCCAUCCAGUCUGUACUAUUCUGGCAAAAAAGACAUUCCUUCAGUCAUUCCAGAAGGUGGGGGCCUUGACCUACAGGGAUAUAAUGUCUCAGGUCCAUGACAGCCUCUCUAUGGGCAAGUAUGACUUCGGCUGCACCUUGAUGGAAUUGCGGACCCUCAUGGAACUGCAUGGCGCUGAGGCGGCCACCUACCUGAUGGAGCAUUACGGGGGGGUGCUCAAUCUCUGCAAGAGGCUGCUGACUUCGCCAGUGGAUGGACUGACCGGGCACCCUUCAGAUUUGGAGAGACGCCAGCAAAUAUUUGGAAAAAACAUAAUCCCCCCUAAGAAACCCAAGACCUUUCUUGAGUUAGUGUGGGAGGCUUUACAAGAUGUCACACUCAUCAUACUCAUCGUUUCAGCAGUUAUCUCCCUGGGCCUGUCUUUCUACAAACCUCCUGGGAACGAAAAUGAAUCAUGUGGCGAGACCUUAGUUGCUGGGGAUCACGAGGGGGAGGCAGAGGCCGGCUGGAUCGAAGGGGCAGCUAUCCUGUUGUCGGUGGUCGUCGUGGUGCUGGUGACAGCCUUCAAUGACUGGAGCAAAGAGAAGCAGUUCCGGGGCCUACAGUCUCGUAUCGAGAAGGAACAGAAGUUCGCCAUUAUCCGCAAUGGUCAAAUCAUCCAAUUGCCUGUGGUUGAUAUCGUGGUGGGAGAUGUUGCUCAUGUCCAAUAUGGUGACCUGUUGCCUGCAGAUGGAAUCCUGAUCCAAGGGAACGAUCUGAAAACUGAUGAGAGUACCCUAACUGGAGAAUCUGAACAAGUCAAGAAGUCUGUCGAGAAGGACCCCAUGCUCUUUUCAGGAACCCAUGUGAUGGAAGGGUCCGGCCGGAUGCUCGUGACUGCAGUGGGUGUGAAUUCACAAACUGGAAUCAUUUUCACGCUUUUGGGAUCAUCAGAAAGUGAAGAAGAACUGAAGAAAGAAGAAGAUGAUGAGGGCAGUGAUGCUGAGGAAGAAGGAGAAAGCCAAGGAAAGAAGAAGGAGAAGGAGAAGAAGGAAAAGUCAGUACUACAGGGCAAACUGACACGCCUGGCUGUUCAGAUUGGGAAAAUUGGUCUUUUCAUGUCCAUUCUCACGGUUUCCAUAUUGAUACUGCUCUUCGUGAUAGACACAUUCGGGGUGAAAGGUCAGAGUUGGAAAGCAGAAUGCACCCCCAUCUACAUCCAGUACUUUGUCAAGUUCUUCAUCAUCGGGAUCACUGUGCUCGUAGUGGCUGUACCAGAAGGGUUACCUUUGGCUGUCACUAUCUCACUGGCUUAUUCUGUCAAGAAAAUGAUGAAGGAUAAUAACCUUGUGCGUCACCUGGAUGCCUGUGAAACUAUGGGGAAUGCUACGGCCAUCUGCUCCGACAAGACAGGCACACUGACCUUGAACCGCAUGACAGUGGUACAGGCUUACAUAGGGAACAUUUACUACAAGGAAAUCCCCAAGGCAGAAGAAAUUGCACCCGCUACUCUGUCUGUACUUGUCAAUGGCAUCUCCAUCAACUCAAGCUAUACGUCCAAGGUCCUGCCUCCAGAGAAGGAAGGGGGGCUUCCACGGCAGGCAGGCAACAAGACAGAGUGUGCCUUGCUGGGCUUUGUCACACAUCUGAAUUUUGACUAUGAAACUAUAAGGCAAGAGAUGCCGGAGGAGAAUAUAUUCAAAGUCUACACCUUCAAUUCGGUCCGCAAAUCAAUGACCACAGUUAUCAAGAACCCGAAUGGGACUUUUCGAUUGUACAGCAAGGGGGCCUCGGAGAUCAUGCUGCGAAAGUGCAAAUAUAUCAUGGACAGCCAGGGCGUGCCCAGGGAGUUCAAACCCAAAGAUCGUGACGAUCUGACAACAAACGUGAUUGAGCAAAUGGCCAAUGAGGCACUUCGGACCAUCUGUCUUGCUUACCGAGAUUUGAAAAAUGAGCUUGACUGGGAUAAUGAAGCUGAGGUCCUCUCCGACAUGACUUUCAUCUGUUUGGUUGGCAUUGAAGACCCUGUGCGCCCAGAGGUGCCUCAGGCCAUCAGUCAGUGCAAAAGAGCUGGAAUCACUGUCCGAAUGGUGACAGGAGACAACCUCAAUACAGCCCGAGCUAUUGCCAUCAAGUGCGGCAUCCUGUCUCCUGGUGAUGAUUUCCUGUGCUUACAGGGCAAAGAAUUCAACCAGAUGAUCCGCAAUGAGAAGGGUGAGGUGGACCAAGAUCUGCUAGAUAAGAUAUGGCCCAGACUUCGAGUGCUGGCUAGAUCAUCCCCUGCUGAUAAGUACACACUUGUGAAAGGCAUCAUUGAUAGUACUACGGGGACCCGGCAGGUGGUGGCUGUUACAGGGGAUGGUACCAACGAUGGACCAGCCUUGAAGAAAGCAGAUGUCGGCUUUGCCAUGGGCAUUGCAGGCACAGACGUGGCCAAGGAGGCCUCAGACAUCAUCCUAACAGAUGACAACUUUACCAGCAUUGUUAAGGCAGUGAUGUGGGGUCGAAAUGUCUAUGAUAGCAUUUCCAAGUUUCUACAGUUCCAGCUCACUGUCAAUGUGGUGGCUGUGAUUGUUGCCUUCACUGGGGCCUGUUUCACCCAGGAUUCCCCACUGAAAGCUGUGCAGAUGUUGUGGGUGAACCUGAUCAUGGAUACUUUUGCCUCCUUGGCCCUGGCUACUGAGCCACCCACAGAGGCAUUGCUGAAAAGACGACCCUAUGGUCGUGAUAAGCCACUGAUCUCCAGGACGAUGAUGAAAAAUAUUCUGGGCCACGCCUUCUACCAGCUUAUCAUCAUCUUUACCCUUCUCUUUGCUGGUGAAAGGAUAUUUGACGUGGACAGUGGGAGGCAAGCUCCCUUGAAUGCCCCACCAUCCCAACACUAUACCAUUGUAUUCAAUGUCUUCGUGUUAAUGCAGCUCUUCAAUGAAAUCAAUGCCCGAAAAAUCCAUGGUGAGAGGAAUGUCUUUGAAGGCAUACACCAUAAUCCUAUCUUCUGUUCAGUGCUGCUGGGCACAUUUUUCACCCAGAUCUUAAUAGUGGAAUGGGGGGGCAAACCCUUCAGCUGCACAACACUCGAUAUGGACCAGUGGCUUUGGUGUCUUUUCAUUGGGAUAUCAGAGCUGCUCUGGGGCCAGCUCAUCACCGCGGUGCCUACUGAAAAGCUGUCUUUCUUGAGGGAAGUGGGGUAUGGUCAAUCCAGAAGGGAAAUCCAGGAUUUACAUGCGGGUUCCGGUAAUGAUAUUGACCACGCAGAAUUGGAGCUGCGCCCUGGACAGGUCCUCUGGUUCCGAGGCCUCAAUCGCAUCCAGACUCAGAUUAAAGUAGUCAGAGCAUUCCGUAGCUCCCUCUAUGAAGGCCUUCAGAAACCUGAAUCUCGAAGCUCUAUCCAUAACUUCCAUAUCCAUCCCAAGUUCACUCUGGAAGAAGAUGAGCCAAGAACACCACUCCUGGAUGAUAGUGAGAAGGAUGAAGAUAGCAAAAGCCCAAGAUUCCUCAAGGCCAGUGGGAGCAAAGAAACCCCACCCUCUCCAUCCACCAAAGGAAACAACAAUGCUUUGGACUCUAGCCCAAUGCGCAUCACAAUUUCCAACUCAAACAGAAUCUUACACAGCCUGGAGACAUCAGUUCAACCCUUAGAACUCUGGCAGUUUCCUGAUUUCUCCCAUUUCCUCCCUUAUUUGCCCUUUUUGUGUGAUAUCCAUGAGGUAAUGGAACUUCUCAUUAUCAUGUCAACUGCUCCUGUGUGUGUACCAUAA